Messenger RNA from Trichoderma atroviride IMI 206040, 543 nucleotides. RefSeq lists its product as uncharacterized. NCBI's taxonomy places the organism in Eukaryota, Fungi, Ascomycota, Sordariomycetes, Hypocreales, Hypocreaceae. Gene Ontology annotation, cellular component: pICln-Sm protein complex; U4/U6 x U5 tri-snRNP complex; U1 snRNP. Gene Ontology annotation, biological process: spliceosomal snRNP assembly; mRNA splicing, via spliceosome. Gene Ontology annotation, molecular function: RNA binding. The record is from RefSeq and is a predicted model, not a curated record.
GAGCCUGUCGCUGUUUCUCCCGCCACUUACGACCGACGAGUUCCUUUUCAACAUUCAACAGAAAUCAUGACUGGUCGAGGUGGAGGCGGCGGUCGCCGCGUUUUGCUGCCCCCCAUUAACAUGAUCUUCAAGCUGCUUCAGAGCAAUGCUACUGUCAGCGUCUGGUUGUACGAGCAGCUUUCAAUCCGCAUUGAGGGCAAGAUCCGGGGCUUCGACGAAUUCAUGAACCUGGUUAUCGACGACGCCGUGGAGGUCAAGCAAAUCACAAAAACCAAUGACAAGGAGUCAAGGAAACCCCUGGGCCAAAUCUUGCUCAAGGGCGACAACGUCUCUCUAAUCCAGAACCUGUCGAGCUAGACUGGGUUUUCUAAAUAAUACACACUGACAUGUGAGGAUGGGAGUUGCUUAUAUUUUGACAAGAUACCAUAUUCAAAUGGCACGCACGGGAUAUUCUUAUUAUUUACCAUGUAUCACACCUGGGUAGCAAACAAACAACGGGAUCGGGACAAUAGAAAUUGAUUCAUUCAAAAAAUACCAGAUGAA